AUGAGAACUUCUAUCUUGCUUCCGCUCUUUGCCAGCAGUGUGCUCACUGCGCCAGCCGAGAGCAACACCCCCCAUGAUGAGGCAGGUGCAGUGUUUGCCCUGACCAAUGUUGCUGCGGACAACAAAGUCAUUGCAUUUUCUCGCAGUGCAUCCGGUGUUCUUACUCAAGUCGGAGAAUACUCUACUGGCGGACGUGGCCAGGGCGUCGACUUUGAUACGCAAGGUGGACUGCAGCUUGACCAGUCCAACAAGUUCCUUUACGCUGUGAACCCUACCGACGAUUUGGUGACCGUCUUUUGCGUCGAUGGCUCCAAGCUUUCCAAGGUUCAAACAAUCUACGCAGGUGACCAGCCACUUAGCAUUGCUCUGAGCAAAAAUGGGUAUGCCUAUGUCAUGGAUGGAUCUGUGGCAUCUACUGGCAUCUUCGGCUUCAAAGUCAACCCUAUCGACGGCACACUAUCGCCCAUUACCAACCAAACCAUCGCGCUCAGCACUCCUAUUGGUGUCCCUGGCGAUGUCACUUUUUCGCCAGAUGGCCACACUCUGGUUGUCACCAACAAGGUCGGCAGCACAUUGGAUGUCUUUUCUGUCGAUGACCUUGGCCAUGCAAGUGCCGCACCUAUAACCACCAUCGCGUCCAGCGGCGUUCGUCCUUUUGCCGCCACCUUCCACAAUGACUUCCUCUACGUUAUUGAGUCCGGCCUUCCAUCGCUUAAGAAUGCUGCCUUAUCAACUUACCGCCUCAACGGCGGACAAGCCCCUAGCUUGACAGCCAUUACCAAGGCCGAGCGCAAUGAACAAACUGAUGGAUGCUGGGUAGUCGUUACGAAGGAUGGAAAAUACGCCUACACCGCCAACUUUGUCUCUGGAUCAAUUUCUAGCUACGCCCUAAGUGCUGAUGGCAGCGCCAAAUUGAUCAAUGGCCAAGCGGCUCUGCCUGGUGGCCAGGGCAGCCAGCCGGUUGACUUGGUUCUCAGCCACGAUGGACGUUACUUGUACAACUUACUUCGAGGAUCCGGAGCUGUUGCCGGAUUCGAAAUCCAGGGCGACGGAUCUCUCAAGCAGGUCGGAGAUUUAGCCGGCAAAGGAAUGGGAUUGCCAGCCGCUGAUGGAGCUUCUGGCUUGGCUGGUUACUAG
This is a messenger RNA of [Torrubiella] hemipterigena, 1137 nucleotides long. NCBI's taxonomy places the organism in Eukaryota, Fungi, Ascomycota, Sordariomycetes, Hypocreales, Clavicipitaceae. The record is from the annotation of a GenBank genome assembly.